Messenger RNA from Lutzomyia longipalpis, 2572 nucleotides. RefSeq names its product zinc transporter 7 (gene ZnT86D). Gene Ontology annotation, biological process: zinc ion transport; intracellular zinc ion homeostasis; transmembrane transport. NCBI's taxonomy places the organism in Eukaryota, Metazoa, Arthropoda, Insecta, Diptera, Psychodidae. Gene Ontology annotation, cellular component: membrane; Golgi apparatus. The record is from RefSeq and is a predicted model, not a curated record. The coding region runs from base 533 to 1615 and encodes 360 amino acids. The transcript is spliced from 3 exons. Gene Ontology annotation, molecular function: zinc ion transmembrane transporter activity.
UUCAUAACACUCUCGGUCUCACUCGUACCUUUUUCCUCAAAAAUUAAAAUAUUUUUUCUUGAAUUUUCUUGGUUUUUGAUGAUGCCAAACGACGCGGAAAAAUUCCAGGUUUCCAAAAAACCACACCCGGACGGGAAAAACGCCCGGAAAAUGCGAGAAAAUCACGAAAAACUAAACUUAUAACCUAAUUUUAAGCUGGGAUUCUUUUUUUAUCAGUGUAGUCGAACAAUUGUACCUGCAGUAGAAACUUCAAGGUGGUCAAGUCCAUCGGUCGGUCCGGAAAAUUUAUUUUCCGCGUGCAAUUUUGACAAAAUUAGCGUGAAAAGUGUGUGAAAUUCGCGUAAAAUCAAUUGCCAAUGUCGUCGUCGUUAUCUCAGAACACUGCCACGCACAUUUCUCACGGAUGUUGUUGAGAAAAUCUGCAGUGACGGUGGUUGAGGUUAUGUUUACUGAAAAUACACGUAUGCAUUUCGAAGAAAAACGCGAGAAUUUUGAAGAAAAGUGUGCCCCACACUUCCCAUAGCGCCCCACCAUGUUGCCCCUGACACACAAGGACUCCCGGAGCUUGGGCUACCGGAUCAAGGAGAAGGUGAACGGGUGGAAACGAUUGAUAUUCUCCGACAGGAACUCCCGGAAUCUUUUCCUCUUUCUCCUACUCAACCUCAGUUUUGCCUUUGUGGAAUUCCUCUAUGGCAUCUGGACAAACAGUUUAGGUUUAAUAUCAGAUUCAUUCCACAUGUUCUUUGACUGCACGGGCCUCCUAGCCGGCCUGGCGGCUUCCGUGAUUACCAAAUGGAAGGCGAAUGAUCGCUACACAUAUGGCUAUGUGAGAGCUGAGGUCCUGGCUGGAUUCGUCAACAGCCUCUUCCUGCUCUUCAUCUCCUUCUUCAUCAUGUCCGAGGCCAUCGAGAGAGCGGUCGAACCACCGGAGGUGAAGCACGAGCGCCUCUUUGUUGUGUCUGUUCUGGGUCUCCUAGUGAACCUCGUUGGCAUUUAUGCAUUCCAGCACGGCCAUGGACACUCCCACGGUGGUGGUGGGUCACAUGGGCACAGUCAUGGUGGCCAUUCCCACGCUCACAGUAUUCCUGAGGCGAACAACCACCUCCUGGGUAAUCAUCACGGGCACUCCCACGACCACCACAGCCAUCACUCAGAACUGCAACUGGGUCAGGGCUCCAACUCGCAAAUAAUGCGAGGCGUCUUCCUGCACAUCCUCGCCGACACACUGGGCUCCGUUGGGGUCAUUGUGUCUGCGGUGCUCAUGCAAAUGUUCGGCUGGAUGAUUGCCGAUCCCAUUUGCUCCAUGUUCAUUGCCGCCCUCAUCGCCCUCAGUGUGCUCAGUCUCAUCAAGGAGUCCAUAAUGGUGCUCAUGCAACGCACUCCCGUUACCCUCGAUCGUGCCCUGCCGCAGUGCUACCAGAAGGUCACGGGGCUCGCGGGUGUGUACGCCGUGCAGGAGCCCCACUUCUGGACACUCUGCAGCGACGUCUACGUGGGCGCCAUAAAGCUGGAGGUGUCCAAGAAUGUGGAUCCCAAGUACGUGGUAACGCACACCCGCAUGAUCUUCGAGGCAGUGGGUGUGAAGCAACUCUAUGUGCAACUGGACUACGUGUGAUCCCACGCAUAAAAUGUCCUAGUGAUGUCUUUUCUACAUUAAUUAAUUUUUUCUGUUAAAAUUUGGGCGACAGAUACUUUUUGCAAGAUGAUGAUGGUGAGUGUUGAAAAGAAUUUUUGCGACUGAGGGUUUUUUUAUCCUUUUCCGGGAUCCUUGAAAAUGUUUUUUUGAACUUAAAUCAUCUAAAUAGUUCGUAAAACGUUAUAAAAGUUAUAAAUUCAAGGAUUUCUGGCAAAAAAGCAAAGCUUAAACCUUUAAGAUUAAUUUAAUUGCUUUUCUCAUCUAAUUAUCUGGCCUAAUUAAUUCUUUUUUUUUUGCAACUUGCUAGCCUUACGACAGUGUUGAAAAGCAAUUAAUUUUGAGCUCUUGGGCAAUUUUAAAAGAGAUCUUUUAAUUGAAAAAGAUCUGAAUAUUUAAAAAAAAAUCAUCAUUAUUAAAUGAUUUUACGAGAGUCAGGGGCACAGUUAUUAGAACACUCAGCUUGCAUUCAAAAGCCCCCGGUUCAAAUACAGAACCGGCAAUGCUUAAACAUUCUUAGGUAAGGUAAUUCAAAUUCUACAAAAAGGUUAAUUUUUUUCAUCACAAAUAAUUGUUAAAUUCAGAGACCAAAACCUACUUUUAAAUGAAUUGCAAAUGAAUACAUUUUUUUCGGCUUGUAAAGAAAUUUUUAUAGUCUAUUGAGGGAAUGCUGCGUUAGCUCAUUCAGAAUUUCACCAAAUAAGCUCAAAAAAAUCCUCAGUCGCAAAAUUUCCAUUCAUUUUCUUCUCUCUCUUUAAAUCGACGGAAAAACAGGCAACACACUUUAUGAACCAAUUGCAUCGUUUUCUUACUUUUUUCACAAUUUACUGAUGAAAAAAAAACAAGAAAGUGGACAUUUUUUUUCAACUUUAGGUAUAAUUUAUGUUGAAUUGUAUAUUGCGUAUUUAUAGAAAAAUAAAUAAAUAAAAUCAAGUCCUA